Lucilia cuprina (Australian sheep blowfly) is the source of this 4343-nucleotide messenger RNA. It is a transcript of the gene bon, whose product is annotated as E3 ubiquitin-protein ligase TRIM33. Lineage: Eukaryota; Metazoa; Arthropoda; Insecta; Diptera; Calliphoridae. Bases 1140 to 4343 code for a protein of 1067 amino acids. Gene Ontology annotation, biological process: positive regulation of DNA-templated transcription. Gene Ontology annotation, cellular component: nucleoplasm; chromatin. The transcript is spliced from 11 exons. The record is from RefSeq and is a predicted model, not a curated record. Gene Ontology annotation, molecular function: ubiquitin-protein transferase activity; protein binding; zinc ion binding.
UACCAAAAAUUUCUGUACAGAAAAAACAGCAAACACAAGCAAAGAAGAAGCGUCCGACGAGAAAAAAUUAAUUUCCAAUGUUUUUUUAUAAAUAAAUUUAAUUAACUAAAUAAUAAAAAUAUAAAAAUUUAUGAAAAACAAAGAAUUUCAUUGAAAUGCCAAAAAAUAAAAUGAAAGUUUAGCCAGGAAAAAUGUAAAAUAAAAAAUUGCAAAAUUUGUGGAUGAAGAAAAAAAAAAGAAACGAAAAAAAUUUUCACUUUUUGUGUAAUGUGAGUGAAGUAAAUGGAAAAAGGUUAAGAAAACCUCUCAAAAAAUUUGUGAAAUUAAAUCGUAAAAAGUGUAAAAUAAACAAAAUUAAAAUUUAUAACAAAUAAUAAAUUAUUUAAACUUGCAAAACCAUCCAUGGAAUAAGUGAAAAACAUCGUUUAUAGAAAAGCAAACAAGAAAAGGCUUUAGACCAGAAAAUCACUGAAGCAUAAAAAAACGAAAAUUACAAAAAAAGUUUACAAAUUUAUUUAAAAAAUGCUUUGUUUAUAAAGAAAAUAAGCAAAAAAUAUACUUUUUUUAGCCAACCUUCGUAUUCGAGGAUUUUCUUAUUUUUAUUUUAUUUUUACGCCUCUGCUUUGUUACGGUUGUUUCGUGCCAAUUUGCUCUUCCCACGUUCGUACGGUUGUUUUAUUGUCGUUUACCUUUUACACCGCAAAUUCGCAUUUCAAAACGUGUGUUUGUGUAUUUUAGAAGAGUAACAGAAAGUGUGUGUGUGUUGUGCGAGCGAGUGAGUGAGUGUGUAAAUGACAAUUGUGUACAUGAGUAGAGUGGCAACCCGCUGUUUUGUAACGUGCAUGACCUGCUGGUAGAUCACGGCGUGACUCUUCCAUUUUUCUACUCCAAAAUUGGAAAAAUCCUUGGAUACCUCCCAAAAAACACAAAAAAAAGAAAAAAAAUAAAACAUUAACAACAUGUUAUUGAUAUUAAACAUUUAAAAACUAAAAUUUCAUUUGAAAACAACAAAACAAUCCAGCUGGGUCUUUUCUAACCCAGAUCAUCUUGGCAUUUUUUGUUUUCCAUUGAACACCCAUUUAUCUUCAUAUCCAAUUGAUUAUAUUAAAUAAUACAAAAGAAAACACAAAACUGCAAUCAUGGAGCUAGAGGAAUUAUCAAAUCUAAGCAAAAAUGAUUUUUUGCCUUUAAUACCUUCGAUUAAGCAGGAGCAAUUGGAUACCGCUUUAUCAGAUAUGGAUACACAAGAACAUUUAACAGCCUCUACAUCAGCUGCAGCAGCUUCCACAUCUUCAUCAUCAUCUUCCAUAGUCAAUCAUCCAUGUGAUAGUGCGGAGAAAAGAUCUGAAUCUACAUCGACCUCAAUAUCAUCGAAUAUAUCCAAACCCAUUGCAACAAAAUGUGUUUUUUGCGCACAAACACUGGGCAUCAAUGAUCGUCCGAAAUUGCUGGAAUGUUUGCACGUCACCUGUUCACAAUGUAUGAGUACGAAAUUCGCCGAACUAGAUCGUACUAUGCCUCCAUUAAUACACUGUCCCAUUUGUAAUAUGGCCUCACAGAAUGAAUUCAUUAUUGAUAAUCAAUUUUUAAUUGAACAUUGCACCGGUGCUGGUGAUAUGUCAGCGGAUGCUAAUGAUUCCAUCGGUUCAAAGACCUCAAACAAUAUACCGUGCAGCAGUUGCUCGGACAAUAACAUAGCCACUUCGUGGUGUGUCGAUUGUUCCGAAUAUAUAUGUGAUAGUUGUGUGCAGGCUCAUCAACGUUUAAAAAUAACUAAAGAUCAUACGAUCAAACCCAAAGAGGAGGCUAACAACGAACAAUUGCCCAGUUCGGCUGUUGAUAAAUUACACAUGUGCGUAUUGCAUCCUCAGGAAAAGCUGUCGCUAUAUUGUGAAACCUGCGAAAAACUAACAUGUCGAGAUUGUCAGUUAAGCGAUCAUCGUGAUCAUAAAUAUAAGUUUGCACAUGAAAUUGCCACCGAAACAAGACAUGCGAUUACCUCAAUGGUAGCGGAAAUCAACUAUAAACGUUUCUUACUCACUUCGGCCAUGCAAGUCAUUGCCGAACGACAAAAGGUGAUUUCGGAUAAAAAGAAAGAAUUGAUUAAAGAAAUAACAGCCAUGGUUGUGACAAUUACCAAUACGGUUAAUAUGCGUGGCAAACAGUUGGUAAUGCGUUUGAAUGAAGUUUGUGAUGGUAAAUUAAAACUGUUGGUCGAUAAGCGAGAUUCUCUCAUUUCACUCUCUGAUAAUACCGAUUAUUGUAUUGAUUUCAUUGCAAAUGUUUUGGAUAAGGGUAGUGAUUAUGCAAUAUUGUCGAGUAAAAAGUCAUUGGUUAGACAUUUACAGAAGCUGAAGUGUCAACGGGCUGAUAUACCAAAUCCAGAUAUACCGUUACGCAUCGAUUUACAAAUGUGUCAAAUACAACAAUUACAAAAAGAAAUUUCACGCCUUGGUAAUAUACUUGUCGAUGGCAAACCCUAUCCACCGCAACCAUCACCACCACCCCAGCAGCAACAACGUCAACAGCCAAGUCCCAAUAUGGCACCACCUUUGCGACCUGGUAUGCCGCCGGGAAUGCAGGCUGGUAUGUCGCCGGGUGUGCCGCCACCACCAGGAGGAUUUGGUCCACAAAAUGGUCCUGGCCUAUACAACAGCAAUUCACCGCAACAACAUGUGCACAACAUGCAGAUGAAUCGUAGUUUUGCUGGUGAGGGGCCAGUACGUUAUGGUGGUUUACCGCCCUCAUUAGCAAUGCAACGUCAAGGGCAGCCUCAUGUUAGUUCCUCAACACAUCCACAAAAUAUGGACAUAAGCCUACGUGGUUUAUUAAAUAAUCAAGCUGCUCAAAGUCCAAAUCAACCGCCUCAUAUGCCACCCUUCAAUGGACCGCCCAGUUAUCCGGGAGGACCACAGGGAGCACCAUCGCCACAACAAAUGGGUCCUCAAAUGCGUCAGCAUUUUAUGGGCGGUCCACCGGGUCAGCAGCAUCAGAAUUACGCACCCACGCCGCCUGGUGGACCAAAUAAUCCAAACUUUAUGAAUAACAGCGCAGCAGCAGCGGCCGCCGCACGUUUCCAAUCAUACCAACGUAUGUCAAGUCAUGCCCAACAACAAGCAGCCGUAGCUGCCAUGGCCUCAUCCGGUCAGGGACAAAUACCAUCACCAAAUGCCAUGCAAAGACCACAAAUGCACCAUAAUCCCAUGCAAAAUAACAUGGGGUUUCACGGAAACCAGCCUGGUUUUAAUGCCGGCCAUCCACAAACCUCACCACAAUUAGGUGGUGGCGGCGCUGGAGGCGGAGCCGGCGGUGGCAGUGGUAUACACAUGGCUAAAUGGCAUAUACCUCAAUCUGCUCAAAGUAAUUGUUGCUCUCAGCAAGGGCCAAACUUGAUGAGGUUUGCCAAUGGUCAUCAAACAGAAAAUUUUAAAAUCUCAUUGAAAUCACCAAAUACUCUUAAGAAUACCACACCUCCCACAACAGGCAGUUCAGCUGGUCAUGGUAUGCCUGGUGGCGGUGGUGGUGUUGGUAGCAAUGUCUCCGCACAUGGCAGUAAUUCUAUAUUAAAUGCCGCCUCAUUGGGCUUAAGUCCAGCUGUUUCUAUCCUGCCAAAUGUAACAUCAACAAAUCCUAAAACACCGAGUCCUAGUACACAUGAGACCUCUAAAGAUUUCACAGAACCUAUUGAUAAAGUACGUGAUGAUUCCAUUAAUGAUUUAAUGGCCACUAUAGCUAAAUUAGAUUCCAAUGGUGUGCAGGUACUGCCAGAGGGACGUACAAAAACAACAUCUCCACAGGUUCACAGUUCCACAGAUUUAUCGAAUACACAGGAAGUUCAUAAUACAAAAACUACUGAAAAAGAUGAUCCAAAUGAAGAUUGGUGUGCCGUUUGCUUGGAUGGUGGCGAACUAAUGUGUUGCGAUAAAUGUCCCAAAGUAUUCCAUCAAAAUUGUCAUAUUCCUGCUAUAUCCUCACUACCCGACGAAAGUGAAAGUUGGCAAUGUUUGCUGUGUGUGAAUCUCAAGGAAUUGGCCAGCAAUCCUGAUAAUCUACAAAAGAAUCCGGGUGAAUUAAGCCGUUUGGAAUUGCAAAUACUACAGCGCAUCUGUUUGGAAUUGUUCUGUCAAUAUGAGCAGAGUUUACAUUUCCGUGAACCGGAACCACCUUCAAAUACCGCUUACUAUGAAAUUGUUUGCAACCCCAUGUCUUUGGAUGUUAUACGCACACGUCUGGAUCCUUCUAGCCAGAAUCAUUACAAGGAUAUUUCUUCCUUUAUAGCUGAUGUUCGCUUGAUUUUUAAGAAUACUUAUCUAUUCUAUCAAGUGAAUUCCAAAUACGUUUAG